Molecule: messenger RNA, 2189 nt
Organism: Panicum hallii
Lineage: Eukaryota; Viridiplantae; Streptophyta; Magnoliopsida; Poales; Poaceae
Product: protein NUCLEAR FUSION DEFECTIVE 4-like
Exons: 3
Coding region: 215-1885 (556 amino acids)
Biological process (GO): transmembrane transport
Cellular component (GO): membrane
Molecular function (GO): transmembrane transporter activity
Source: RefSeq, a predicted model, not a curated record
GGCCCCAAACCGGCCACCCCCCAAGCCAAGCCAAGCCAACCAGCCAGCCCACCGCCCCGGCGCGGCACCCGCGGCCGGCCGGCCGGCCGGCCGUACUGCCCAAACCCCCGUUAAAACCCCGCACCAGCCCGCGAUCCCGAGGAGGACCGCCAAACAAACCCGUCGCCCCCACCCCCUCCCCACUCCGCUCCACUUCCGCGCCUCGGCGAGCGAGAUGCGGGGCGGCGCGGCGGCGGUGAAGGCGGGGAGCCGGCCGCCGUGGCUGGGCCUGGGGGCGGCGGUGUGGCUGCAGGUGGCCGGCGGCGCCAGCUCCACGUUCGCGCUCUACUCGCACGCGCUCAAGGUCGCGCUCGGCGCCGACCAGCGCCGCCUCGCGCUGCUCGGGGUCGCCUGCGACGUCGGCGAGAACCUGGGCCUGCUCCCCGGGGUGCUCUGCAACCGCCUCCACCCGGCGCUGCUGCUCCUCGUCGGUGCAGGCGCGUGCCUGCUCGGGUACGGCGCCGCCUGGCUCCUCGUCUCCGGCGCCGCGCCCGCGCUGCCGUACUGGCUGAUAUGGUUUGCCUUAGCUCUUGCUGCGAACGGUGGUGCAUGGUUGGGGACUGCUGUUCUAGUGACCAACAUGAGAAACUUCCCACUCAGCAGAGGUGCUGUUGCUGGCAUUCUUAAAGGGUACUCUGGUUUAAGUGCUGCUGUCUACACUGAAAUAUACACAGGAGUGCUUCGUGAUUCACCCAACAACCUUUUGCUCUUUCUCACUCUGGGAAUUCCUGCUAUAUGCCUUCUGACAAUGUACUUCGUUCGUCCUUGCGAACCCUCUCUGGUAGAGACCAACGCAGAACAAGUCCAUUUUAUGUUUGUGCAAAUGGCGAGUGUUCUUCUUGGGAUUUAUCUGGUUGGGGCUACAAUAUUGGAUCAUGUGGUUACUCUCAAUGAAGUUAUAAACUAUUCUCUGCUUGCCAUUAUGGUUCUUCUCAUUUUUGCUCCCCUGGCAAUACCAUUGAAGAUGACAUUAUUCCCAAGGAGAAAAAAUCCAGCAACUGAUAAUGGUCAUACAGAAUCACUUUUGCCUUCUUCCUCUGAAUCAAACCUUAAUUUUGAAGACGAAGAUUCAAUGGAUAUCGACAUUCUAUUAGCUGAGGGUGAAGGGGCUAUAAAGCCGAAGAGAAGGAGACCAAGAAGAGGAGAAGAUUUCAGGUUUCGUGAAGCCAUUCUGAAGGCAGAUUUCUGGCUUCUCUUUGCAAUAUAUUUUGUUGGUGUUGGAUCUGGAAUCACUGUGCUUAAUAAUCUAGCACAAAUAGGAAUUGCAGCAGGUGCUGUCGACACAACCAUCUUACUCUCCGUCUUCAGCUUCUGCAAUUUUUUUGGACGUUUGGGAGGUGGUGCUGUUUCUGAGUAUCUUGUCAGGGCAAGGACACUUCCACGGAGUGUACUGAUUGUAUGCACCCAAGUAGUAAUGAUAAUCACAUACCUGCUCUUCGCUCUGGGUCACCUUGCCACCCUUUACGUCUCCAUCGCCUUACUCGGCAUAUGCUACGGUGUCCAAUUCUCCGUGAUAAUCUCAACCUCAUCGGAACUGUUCGGACUGAAGCACUUUGGAAAGAUAUACAACUUCAUCGCGCUGGCAAAUCCAGUUGGUGCGUUCCUGUUCAACACCCUUACAGGGUAUGUCUACGAUCUCGAAGUGGAGAGACAGAAAGCUGGAAUGGUAGACACAGAUAUCGCGUGCCAUGGCCCUAAUUGCUUCAGACUCACAUUUUAUGUCCUCGCUGGCGCGGCUUGCUUGGGCACAUUGCUGAGCACGGUUCUUACCGUGAGGGUCCGGCCAGUGUACCAGAUGCUCUACGCAGGUGGAUCCUUUAGCCAGCCGAGGAACUCUGGACAUUGAACGAAGGCGAUAUGAGCUGUAGUGUUUUCUGCAUAUACCUUAAAUCCAGUAUGAGUUCUGAAUAGCUUCAUUAAUGAUCUAUUGUAAUUCAUGAGCACACACCCUAUAUUUGCGCUGCCUUGUAAUUUUGGGUCUAGUUUGGUGUAAGAUGAGGAAGGAGAGAUGGUUAUGUGCAGAUUCUUGUACCAGAUGCUCGUGCUGCUGUUCCAAGUUAACGCGCUGAGGCCAGAAUCCUAGGGUGUAUAAUAAUUGAAAUUCCUGCUUAUGCAGAAUAAUGAUGCUUAUACAUGACAUGUUUAUGCGA